Messenger RNA from Triplophysa rosa, 2282 nucleotides. It is a transcript of the gene vps33b, whose product is annotated as VPS33B late endosome and lysosome associated. Gene Ontology annotation, cellular component: lysosome; CORVET complex. The transcript is spliced from 24 exons. The record is from RefSeq and is a predicted model, not a curated record. The coding region runs from base 1 to 2010 and encodes 669 amino acids. Gene Ontology annotation, biological process: intracellular protein transport; vesicle-mediated transport. NCBI's taxonomy places the organism in Eukaryota, Metazoa, Chordata, Actinopteri, Cypriniformes, Nemacheilidae.
AUGUUUGUGUGCAGAAUGAAGGAGAAUGGAAGGAAGUUAUGUUUUGUCCGCGCGUCUAACAUGUCCGUAGUGAAACAAGCGUUAACGAUCGCAAAACCACUUCCGGAAAAAGGGGAAGAGGUAUAUAUUGUUGUGAAAAGUGGUAUAGUUCUCCAUAUGGCACAGACAGAGAGGAGAGAUGCUCCUGAACUGCCUGAUUUCUCUCUGCUGAAGAGAAUUGCCAGAGAUCAGCUCAUCUUCCUGCUGGAACAGCUACCAGGGAGAAAAGAUUUAUUCAUUGAUGCAGAUUUGAUGAGCCCUCUGGAUCGAAUAGCAAAUGUCACAAUCCUCAAGCAACAUGAAGUUGACAAACUUUACAAAGUUGAGCUUAAGCCGAUUGUCAGCAUUUCAGAUCAGCUGUGUUUCCUAAUACGUCCUCGAAUACAAACUGUGAAGUGGAUUUCAGAUUUAGUUAAUUCAGACAAGGCAGCUGGAAGAUUCAGAAAAUAUAAGAUCAUAUUUACACCACAAAAGUUUUAUGCAUGUGAGACCGUUUUGGAGGAGCAGGGCGUCUAUGGAUACAUCACAACUGAUGAGUGGAAUUUCUACAUUCUUCCUCUGGAUGACGACAUCUUGAGUUUAGAGCUGCCUGAAUUCUUCAGAGAUAACUUUCUGGAGGGAGAUCAGCGCUGGGUGUCUACUGGAGGAGGUGCCCUACAUCUUUUACAGUCUGUCUAUGGGUCCUUUUCAAAGGUUUAUGGAAUUGGUAGAUGUGCCAAGAUGGUGUAUGAAACCUGGAGAGAGCAAAUGGAGGAUGGUGACCUGAGAACAAAGCAACCAGAAUUUGCUAAAGUCUUUCUUAUUGAUAGAGAUGUGGAUUUUAUCACUCCUCUCUGUUCGCAAGUUGUUUAUGAGGGCCUGGUAGAUGACAUUUUUAGAAUUAAAUGUGGUAGUGUGGAGUUUGGUCCUGAUGUAACGUCUUCUGACAAGAGUAUCAAAGUGAUGCUUAACUCUCAAGAUAAAGUAUUCAAUGAAAUAAGGAAUGAGCAUUUCUCCAACGUGUUUGGCUUUCUUAGUCAAAAGGCCAAAAAUCUUCAAACAGCUUAUGAUAAACGGAGGGGGAUGGACAUCCAGCAGAUGAAGGCAUUUGUUGCAGAUGAACUGAAAGGACUGAAGCAGGAACACCGUCUGCUUAGUCUUCAUAUUGGUGCCUGUGAAUCCAUGAUGAAGAAGAAAACAAAGCAAGAUUUCCAGGAAUUGCUAAAGACUGAACAUUCAUUACUUGAAGGUUUUGAGAUCCGUGAAUGUAUCACCUGCAUUGAAGAGCAUAUCAAUCGGCAGGUAUCAAUGAUUGAAAGCCUCAGACUCCUUUGCUUGUUAUCUCUAACAGAAAAUGGACUUCUGUCCAAGGACUAUCGAUCUCUUAAAGCUCAGUACCUUCAGAGUUAUGGUAUAGAUCACCUGUUGACGUUUGCCAAUCUGAGGCAGCUGGGCGUGCUGGUGGAACAGCAGCCUGGAGAAACACUGACAGUCAUGGAGAGUAAAGUUGGGAAACUUGUCAAUGACAAGACUGUGGGAAAGCUGACAGAUGCCUUUUCCUCAUUGGCUAAGAAAAGCAAUUUUCGAGCUCUAAGUAAAAGACUUGCUUUGGUACCAAAGUCCGGGGACGAGUAUGAUCUUCGUGUUCCACGAGACAUGGCGUAUAUCUUCAGUGGUGCUUACAUUCCUCUGAGCUGCAAAUUGAUUGAACAGGUUUUGGAGAGAGAUGGUUGGACAGGACUGGAGGAGGUCACUCGCAUGCUGAAUGGACAUGAAUUUGCUGUAACAGCUGGUGGAAAUAGUUCAGAAGCAAGGACCAAAACGGAUGCUCAAAGAAUCAUUCUUGUGAUGUUCCUUGGAGGCUGCACCUACUCUGAGAUCUCUGCACUCCGUUUUCUUGGCAAGGAACGGGGUUGCAGAUUUAUAGUGCUCACUACAGCCAUCACGAGCAGCGCCCGACUGCUGGAAGCAUUACUGGAUAAUCAUGCUUGAGGCACAAACAACAUUCCAUGUUACGACAAAACCCCAGGACAGAGGACUGGAUAUGUCCUAAUUAUUCUGGACAUCUUUAUCAACCAAGAACAAAUAAUGGUAUUAUGGUGUGCUGGGUUUUAAAUUUCUGUGAGGUGUUGUCAGAAUUCAUGAAUUCAGAAGUGGCAGUUGUGGGAUACAAAAUUGCACUUUAUAAAAUGUUUUAUGUCCUUUGUUCAAAAUGAAGCAUGCAUUGUAAUAACUGAUUCAAGGCUGAAGAAUAAACAGUUAUU